Molecule: messenger RNA, 9646 nt
Organism: Nyctereutes procyonoides (raccoon dog)
Lineage: Eukaryota; Metazoa; Chordata; Mammalia; Carnivora; Canidae
Gene: FAXC
Product: failed axon connections homolog, metaxin like GST domain containing
Exons: 6
Coding region: 79-1308 (409 amino acids)
Cellular component (GO): cytoplasm
Source: RefSeq, a predicted model, not a curated record
CCGCGCCCCCCGCGCGCCGGCCCCUUCCCCUGCGGGCGGCGCGGGCCUGGGAGGGGCGCCCGCAGCCAGCCGCGCAGCAUGCACUGGGGGGUUGGCUUUGCCUCGUCCAGGCCGUGCGUGGUGGACCUGAGCUGGAACCAGAGCGUCUCCUUCUUCGGCUGGUGGGCCGGGUCCGAGGAACCUUUCUCCUUUUAUGGGGACAUCAUCGCUUUCCCUUUGCAGGAUUACGGUGGGAUCAUGGCAGGGCUGGGCUCCGAUCCCUGGUGGAAGAAAACACUUUACUUGACCGGGGGAGCUUUGCUGGCCGCAGCUGCGUAUCUGCUCCACGAACUCCUGGUCAUUAGGAAACAGCAAGAGAUUGACUCCAAAGAUGCUAUUAUUUUGCAUCAGUUUGCAAGACCUAACAAUGGUGUCCCCAGUUUGUCUCCUUUCUGUUUGAAAAUGGAAACUUACUUAAGGAUGGCCGACUUACCCUAUCAGAAUUAUUUUGGUGGAAAACUUUCUGCUCAAGGGAAAAUGCCUUGGAUUGAAUAUAAUCAUGAAAAAGUUUCUGGCACAGAAUUCAUAAUUGACUUUCUGGAAGAGAAACUUGGAGUGAAUUUAAACAAAAACCUUGGCCCUCAUGAAAGAGCCAUCUCCAGAGCAGUGACCAAGAUGGUGGAGGAGCACUUCUACUGGACGUUAGCUUAUUGCCAGUGGGUGGACAAUCUCAAUGAGACCCGGAAGAUGCUCUCUCUUAGUGGUGGCGGUCCCUUCAGUAACCUGCUGAGGUGGGUCGUGUGCCACAUAACGAAAGGAAUUGUGAAACGCGAGAUGCACGGCCACGGCAUUGGCCGCUUCUCAGAGGAAGAGAUUUACAUGCUGAUGGAGAAGGACAUGCGGUCCUUGGCAGGGCUUUUGGGUGAUAAGAAGUACAUCAUGGGGCCCAAGCUUUCUACUCUCGACGCCACUGUCUUUGGACACUUGGCACAGGCAAUGUGGACCUUACCUGGGACAAGACCUGAGCGGCUGAUCAAAGGUGAGCUGAUCAACCUGGCCAUGUACUGUGAGAGGAUAAGGAGGAAAUUCUGGCCCGAGUGGCACCACGAUGAUGACAACACCAUCUAUGAGUCUGAGGAGAGCAGCGAGGGCAGCAAAACCCACACGCCCCUCCUGGAUUUCAGCUUUUACUCAAGGACAGAGACCUUUGAAGAUGAGGGAGCAGAGAACAGUUUUUCCAGAACCCCAGAUACGGAUUUCACUGGACACUCGCUCUUUGAUUCUGACGUGGACAUGGAUGACUACACAGACCACGAACAGUGCAAGUGAUGUUCAGCCUCGCUGACCCUCUUCUGCUAGAGCUGCCACUCCCUGGGGUUGGCCCGACUUCCUGGGUAGAAAUCCAUCUCAGCUGGGAGGAGAUCUUCGUGCUCGGCACACUUCUCACAAGCUAACUGGACUAUAGCAGCCUUAUUUCUUUUUGUACAAAACAAAAACACAGAACCAUUCAGAUGGCUCCAUUUAAAACAAACAGGCAAAAAAAAAAAAAAAAAAAAGUCAGCAUGGUUCCUGAAAUCCAUUUUUGUUUUCAUUAGAAAACUAACAUUUUGUGGUAGAGCAGGUGCCAGAGCAGGUUGUCUAUGGAUCGUGUUUACGUAGAUCCUCUUCAACCCGAGGGCUUAGCUGUGAGAUGGAGUCUUGAACAUCCUGCAUCCACCUGGGUUCAGAGUCAUGAGACAAGUCACCAGGAGAAAUGUAGGAGACAGAUGUUCUAUGGUGGCUGCUUGUAUUUUAUUUGUGUAUAUUGUAUGUUGAGAUAAUUCAAAUAAAAUCCAUAGAUAUUCAGUGAACACCUACUAUGUGCAAAGCACUGUGUUAGGUGCUAACCAGUAUAAGUUUUCUUUGUCCUGCCAGUGACUAGCUGUGUGAUUUCGGGCAAGUCCCUUAAUUCUUGUGUGCCUCAUUUCCCCCACCUGUAAGGUGGGGAUACCAAUACUCUCCACCUACCUACCUCACAGGGGUGUUGUGAGGAUUCACGUGGUAACAUUCGGCGCUUUAAACCUCUUGGAAGGGGUGUGACAUAAACGCAACAUUUUAUUCUUGAUUGUGCUUCCGAUGUAUGAAGAUUCGAGGGCAGAGGAAUUCCAUAUCCAGCCAACAGCAGCCACAGUCAACUCGCAAAAGCCGAGCAGACGAAACAUGCAAAGGCACAGCUAGGACUCUGUCAUCGUUCUUCCCUGUGAUCCUGCUUGAAUCGAAAUCUUUUGUUGAAAGAGCCUUGAAAAAUAUUUUUACAGAUCAUCAACAGCUACACACAGUCUUCAAUUCUGUGGACCUGCAGAAGUCUUUCUUUUGUUGCCUGAACGCACACUGGAAUGUCGUCCUUUGUUGACUCCCGAGUGUUAAGUUGCCUGUGUUUGGUUUAUUUGAAGGGAAUAAAGCUCAGGAAUAUGAUAGGUUUCUUAGAGGUGAAGGCGAAGGUAUUUGACUGAUUUUUCUAAGCAGUCGCUUACCAACAUGUAAUGUCUUUUUGAAAACAAACCUUGCAAGAAGUAUUGAAAAGAUGAAGUAUGAAGAGGAUCCUGUUACUGAUAUCAAAGCACUUUGUGCAGUGUAGACUCUAUGCAGUUUUACUAAUGCAACCUUUCUGGUGUUCUCAGCCAUUGCCCCAUGAGAGGAAGGCAAUGCUGAGGACAAAUCUUAAUAUUUCUUAAGGAUUUCCCAUAGUCUCCCUGUGCUCCCUCUCCUUCCCCGUAGAGCACAUGGAUCCUUGGGGUUACUCUAUUUACCAAGGCAUCUCUGAAGACAUUAUUUUUGUUGACUUAAAACAUUUUCCAGUGAAAUAUGGGGUGAAGAUGCUGGGGUGAUGGCCGUGGAUUUGGGCUAGGAGGGUCGGUGUUAAGAUUUACUACUGCAAACAGAACUGCUUUGCUUCCGAUCACAAUGGACUCACUGGGUAAUAGUUAUUCAUUGUAGGGCCAAAGACGCACUGCUUAAAAGACAGCAACUUGUGCUGAGAAGUUCACAUACUUUGCUUGAAAAAGACUCUCUUUGAAUAUGGCUUUUGCAAAAACAACCCUAAAAUGCGGUGGAUUCACAAAGAGGUAAAGGGGGAGAGUUGCUGAGGCCGCUUACCAUUGAAGCAACUGUGUGGGAUAUAUGUAACUGGGAAGAAAUGUGGAGAUGCCCUGAGUUAGAAAUUCUUGUUGCACAGGAAACCCAAUUGGUAGUAUCUUAUUAAAACCAUUCAUCUUCCAGAGGAGACUGUUUGUGCCUGAUGAAAAUGUGGUGGAGAAAUACGAAUGGACGAGCGUGUUUUAUCUCCAGCGUUGUGUGCGAGGAUUGGUCAUCUCUGUCUCUAACGUGUGUUCCAAGGUCAGCUGGCGGUAGUUCUGAGUGACUAGGGAUACUUUGACUAGGGAAAUUUGGGGCUUGAAAAUGUGAAUGUAAUAAACAGAUGGACUAUAGACCUGUCCGCAAAAAGACCGAGUUGCCCUGUUCCCACCCUUAGCUGGAAAGAGUUGUGUUUGAAAUUUUGCCAACAAUUUAUUCUUACUAUAUAGCACCAGGUGUGUUAUAUCUUCACUUCAAGAAUGAUUAAGUUAUGCCUGUGUAGAGUCAUAUAUUUUUUUAAUUGUGCAUAGCUUGGAGGGCAAGUACAUGGAGAGCCAAUGUUUUUUGUGAAGUUGUAAAAUAAGUCAUUCUAUUUAGGUACCUCUCACAGGGGCUUGAAUGGACAUUACCACUUGGAGUCUUGGGUACCAGCCUGAUGGCUCAUGACUGACUAUACAGCAUUUUGUAGGUGUAACCUGAUUUGGAACCCUGGAAUAUACCCAGGUUUUACCUUCCAUGUGUAUUAUGGAAACGAAAGGACCAAGAAAGAAUCGCUGUGGUGUGGAUGACCUGGGUAGUCUUUAUGGGAUGGCUUUAUUUUUAUCUUUUUAAUUUUUAUCUUUCAUUCUUAAGCUCCCCAGAUUUGAAAUGUUCUCCAAUAUGGUGAACAGGUGCUACUUAUAAGAAAAAAUAACAAGAAAUUAGGGGAUAUUUUGGUUAUCUGGCUUACUUGUUCAACUUGUGUUUCUUUUUUUAUUGGAAAGUAACUUAAGGAAGUGUGAUCUUUAAUGUUAACAGAUGUUUUUUGGUUGAUCGGAAGACCCACUAGCCACCUGUUUUUGUUUGUUUCUUUUUUACCUGUCAUUGUAAAAAUAAAUUCUUCUCUUUCAUCCCUCUCCCAUUGUCCCUUAUCCCCACUCAUCAGGAUCGAAGAGCAGCAACAGUGUGAUUUAAUCUGCAUAUGGCAGAGUAGAUAUAAGGGCAAUAUAAAUUUAUGCAAAGAUAAACUAUAUUGUUAGAGUUUGCCAUUUUGUUGUUACAAUGAAUUGUGAACAGUGAUGCUACGGAGGCCACCCAGGUGACUGAUCAUAGACUUAGAACAACUUGGACUUGAAUCACAACUGCAGUCUGGCCCUCCAAUGAACCCUGCCUGUAUGUACUGUGGUGUUAGAAAUUAGGAUAUCUUUUCCUAAAAUAGUUAAGAGUUCAAGGAAAGGAAGAGCUAGGGAUUUUAGCUUCAUGGGUGUUGCCUAGAUUAUUUGAGAAUCAUAGCAAUGUAUAGCGGGGCCAUGGAUCAGUUGUAGAAAUCCCCUUACAGGAGAGCCUCUGAGGUUAUUGGCUCUAUGUCACAUGCACAUUCAUUUGGAGGGCAGGACCUGAACUGAAGUCUUUGACCUUUCUUUAGAUGGUUCUUGCCAUUAUACCACUUUGACUUGGUUUCCUAUUAAAACUCAUGUCCCCUGAGAAAUCACUCCAUGCCUGUGGAACCAGAACGUCCUAGCCUCUCUUAAAGAGUGCUUGGAGUCUUCCACUCUUGUUCUCCAUGUCUAUUCAGGUCCAUCCAGACCAAUUCAAGAGAUCUUUCAUUAGGAUUUACUCUGUGCAAGACACUGCUAGACUCUAUGAAAGACAUCAAGUCACCAAGACUCCUUAUCCUUUGUUAUUUAUCUUUAAAGAAUCCAUACCUGUAUGUUCACUUAUUAUGUAUUUACUGAACAUCUACCUACCCUCUGCCUGGCCCUAGGACCCAUGCUGGAUAAAGAGGUGAACAGAACAGACAUGCCCUUGUUUUAGGGCAUCCUUUUUUGCCUAGACUUCUCUGAAAGCUUCUUUUAAAUGCUUGGUUGCUUCCCUGAUCCAUUCCACCCACCACCAUUAAUUUUUUUAAAAAAGCCUUGGCCCUGAGGGGCUGCCAUAUUGCCUCAGGAUGAGGGCCACUCCCUGGGGCAUGGUAUUCUCACCUCUUCUCUCAUCUCAUUUCCUGUUGUGUCUCCUAGGGCUCCUCCAUUGUGAACCAUCCAGUGCAUCUGGGUUGGUCUCUUUGCCACUGCCUAAAUAGGCCUCGUGUCUCUCUGCCUCUGCUUAUGCCUCUGCCUAUGUUAGCCUCUCUUCUGUCUCUGCUUAUGCUAGCCUCUCUUCUGAAAUGCCUGCCCUUCCUGUCUGCUGGUCCAACUCAUGCCCAGCUCUUGAGGCCCAACUUCAUCCAUUCUGCAAGACUUCCCAGCCCAUUAUCAUCUCUCCUUUCUCUAGAAACACAGCACUCAUCAUUUCCUUCCAUGAUGGCUACAUGGGAAAGGUAUGCCCAGAAAGCAGGCCAUACACUAAAAAGUAGUGGUUUUAAAUUUUUUGUGUUGGGGCUGUCACUGACAAUCUAAUGAAAAUCCUGUAUCUUAUUACCAGAAAAAUACAUAUAUGCAAAUAUGCAAAAUUUUACAUAUAAGUUCAGUUUUAGAGGCCUGAAAUCAUUCAUGGAUUCCUUAGGGGUCUCACAGACCCUAGCCAAAUAAACCUAUUAGAAAGCCUUUAAAAGUUACUGUUGUUAGUGUUCAUUCUUUCUUGCCUUUGAUGUAUUCAGAGAGGAGAAAAAUUGGUCUGGGAUGUGUGUGCAAAAGCAAUCUCAAAAAAAAAAAAAAAAGCAAUCUCUUAUUGUCCAUGUCGAGUGUGUGUUGAGUGACAGGGAAGGAAGGAAGAAGAGCAGUCUAACAUUAAUUGAUAAAGUGUCUUUGUCUUGACAGAUUUGACCUUUUGAAACUGACAAGAUUUUAUUGUUGUCAUUGUCGGUUGUCUUUAAACUAUCCAAAAAGUUAAUCAAAAUCAAUUCAGGGCCAGAUGAGCUUCACUUCAGCCCUUGAAUCCACCACUUCUGCGUGGGUAGGGUGACUGGCUGGGGGCUUCAGGUAGGAGAGAAGAGGCUGGAUUUUUCCUUAUAGGAAAAAGGUCUGCACAGUCACAUUUUCCUGUACUCAUCCAUCGAUUUAUUCAUGAAUUCAUUCAUAGGAUAAUUGUUGAGUGUAUUUUCAAUAAAAGGAUGGUGCCUUUGUUGAUAGGUAACUACUCAGGUUUUUCUUUAUUGUCGUCGUCUUUGUCGUCUUCUUUUUUUUUUUUAACAGGGUGAAGUUAUUUUUAUUGCUCCUGACUAUGAUCCAAGAUCCUUUGCUUUCCAUUAUGUGCAGUGCUGUUUAAGUUGAACAAGAACCGAUGAAGGUACAUUCGAUCACAAAUACUUCCAAGUCUGAAUGCUGAACUCUGGCAACCCAUCUUUAAUAGAUCCAGCCAUGAAUUAUGUAUGAUUGUGGAGUGUUUGACCUUCUUUCACUUGCUUCUGGUGGUCUGGAUGAAACUAGGUGAAGUUUGAAAGGAUCCCCUUAGUGGGUGGGGCAGGAGGUCCCUCUUUCCUGGAGUACUCUUGCUAGUGCUCGGAGUAAAUGCAAACACAUCAUGAAUGUUUUCGUCAUUUGAAUUCCUUACCAGAAACUUGAGUUUUUAGUCCUUGACUUUAAAGAAUAUCUGGAAGAUAUUAUUUAAGAUUCCUUAACCUUUACGAUAAGAUAACUGGGAUGAGUAACAUAUUGACCUGGUCUUUAGAGAUGGUUACAGAGGAAACUGAAAAAUAGCUUAAAGGAAAGUGACUCAGCUCUCUUGGGGCUGACAGUGUGACCCCCUCCAGCAUUCUGGCUCUUGCUAAGGCAGGGAACUUGUCCCCAGAAUAAGGCCCUCUGAAACUUAUUGCUGGCUAGAUUAUGACAAAGUGGGAUGCUCGAAAUUCAAGAUUAUUGCUCCAAGUUGUAAAACCUUUAGAUAAAUAAAGGGGCCCAUUGCAAUAAUAAACUAACUUAUGAAUGUGGUCUAUCCAGCACCAACACUCAUGAUCAUUUUAGUAGGAGAAACAAGUUACCUAGAAUAAAAGAUUGGUAGAGACUUUAGUGUUCUGUACACAAUUAAAUAACAUCAGCAAUGAACUUGAUGGCCUUCUUGGAUUUUUGAAAAUUGUUGUCCCUAUUAGUAGCUUUAAAUAUUUUGAAGCAAUUCACUAAUUGUAGAGCAAUAUGUAUUUAUGAUAAUGGCUAAUUUUAUUAAAUAUGAAUAAUUUACACCCUGCCCCCACCACAGCAAACAUCUUUUUUUUUUUUUUUUUUUUACUUUGUGGCUUUGGAAUAGAGCAACUCAUUUAUCAAUAAUACUUAAAACUUUUCCUUUCUUUAGUAUUUUUAAAAGUUACUUAUGGCUUUAAAAACAAUAGGAUUCAGCUCCUAAAUUGUCAUGUUAAUUAGCUGUGGCUAAAAAGCAGAAGGAAUACAAUUAAGUGGAGGGCUAGGAAAGAGAAAUGCAAUGCUUUGGAUAUUUGCCACCUCCCUCCUCUUAAAAGUCACAAAACGAAACAGAUCUGUGGACUUUUUUUUAACAGUUGUUCUCAGAAUUAGAAGUGUUGUGUCAUAUUUUCUUCUCUCUCUUCAGUAAGAGAUCACAUUUGGCUUAUUCAAACACAAACCAUGUCCAAAUGAUUGUAUUUUUACUUUAAACAAAUUGUAUCUGAAUUCUUUUGCAGCAAUAAGAUUAAAAACAGUGCUCAAAUUUUUGAGGAAUCUCUGCUUCAGUAGGGGCGACAUGCUUGUGUUACUCCUGUCAAAAUGAUUACCUCAAGUAAUCAGUCUCAUGGGAUCAUGCUUAUUGUAAACAUGUGUUUUCCCCAGAGAUGUGCAUCCUGCAGAGUGUCUGACAGCUCAGACGGUGGUGAUGGUUGGGAAGAUGAGGGCCUGAAUCCUUCAGUUAAUGGUAUGAGGAUUUCAUAGAGUGGGAGGAGAGGAGAAAAGGUGGUGGCUUCAGGCAGCCACGUGGUAUGGCCUUGUUAGAGAUGUGUCCGGCACAUCAAAAGUUGUCUCAGUGGUGGUGUUAGUAACACAAUACAAAAUCCAGGUUUAUACAUCAAAAACAAAUGCAAUUUGUAGGGAAGGGUUGUUUGUGGAUAUACAGAAGACCAGUGAAGGAAGCAUUGGAGUAACAUUGAUCUUUGUCUUAAUUUAUAUGCUCGAGCUCCAGGGUUGUCCCACCUAAAGCCAAGGAAGUAGGGGAGCAGGUAAGAGCAGAGUGUUGGACCCCACCCAGCUCCUUUGAUUCUGGAACUUCCUUCUAGUUUCUCAAAAGGGUUUGUGGCAUAUGGUUUCCAUUUUAUAAGUAUAAAAUGUACAAAGUAAUGUAUAUUUGUUUCGUUGAUGUCCUUUAAAUGGAGACACCCCAGAUCAUCGGUAUUUAGGCAGGGGUCUCCAAACCUUUGUGCUCAUUCACUCCACAGUAAAACUUUCUGAGCAUGCUCAUUAGCAUAUUUAUUUAUAAACACACACACACUGCUCACACUGCUGUACUGAUACGUACAUGAAAAACCAUGGCAAACAUAGAAAUUUUCAUAUUCUCCUGCACUCAAUAAGAGUUUAGGGAACAGGGCAAGGUGUAUUUAGGGGUAACACCUAGAAGGCUGCAAUUGAUUAAAGAAUGUGUAUGUUACAUUUGCGGCAAAGUGAUAUGUAAAAUAGGCAUGGGCGCAUGAUCCUAGGUCAAGGAAUGUAUACCUGCGUGUAUUUAUUUUUACUUAAAAUGGACAUUUUUAGUUGGGGAAGAGAAUAGUGAACACAUAGAUAUCCCCUUUACAAGAGCCUUUUUUUUUUUUUUUUUUUUUUACAAGAGCCAUUUUUGAUCCUGUUUUUUGGGACCACUUGAUCUGGAAUGUUUUGGAAAUUUCUGAAAGAUUUCACAGUCCAUGGAUUUAAGCAAAAUAAGAAAGGAGGGGAAGAAAACAAUGCAAAUAUGGGAUGUAUUGCUUGAGAAUUCCAGUACCAAUCUGAAAAGCAUGUUUUGCUAAUUCCUGGUAACCAUCAUCUCACUGAUUAUAUAUCUUUCUUCUGUUCGUUUGUAACCCCAUGUCUGCAAAUGUGUGGAAGAUGCACAGAUUUAUUUUCAGAUGUCUGAGAUAGGAAGGACUGAUGUUGGUAUAAUUUGAACCCACAUUUCAACUGCUUGGGGGCUGAUGGGUGGACACGGCCGGCCUGGAAGCAUUUACCUGAACCAUCUGUUUUGCAAACACAAGGAAUAGCGUCUUGCUGAACAAAGGGCCUCCGUGUGGAGGUGGCAUUCCAGUGUUUAUUUCUGGACCUAUGAGUUUCUUUAGCACAGUUAUUGUUAGUAGUUUAUAAAGCCAUAUUUAAACUUGUACACUUGAUUGUAAGAUAGAUUUGAAUUGUGCACUAUGUUGAUUACUGUAUAUAAAUGUGGAAAUUCUGUACAUUUGGUCUCAAUGCUGUAUGUAUUUGAUGUGUAAAUGAUAACUAGUGGUUAUGAAAUA